This is a messenger RNA of Parascedosporium putredinis, 1434 nucleotides long. The record is from the annotation of a GenBank genome assembly. Lineage: Eukaryota; Fungi; Ascomycota; Sordariomycetes; Microascales; Microascaceae.
AUGUCUGAGCAACCCCAGCGAUUCGAGACCCUCCAGCUCCAUGCUGGUCAGGAGCCGGACCCCACCACCAACUCUCGCGCUGUCCCCAUCUAUGCCACUACCUCCUACGUCUUCAAUGAUUCCGCCCACGGCGCGAGGCUCUUUGGCCUCAAGGAGUUUGGCAACAUCUACAGCCGUAUUAUGAACCCCACCGUCGACGUCUUCGAGAAGAGGAUAGCCGCUCUCGAGGGCGGUGUCGCUGCCCUCGCCACCUCCUCGGGCCAGGCCGCGCAGUUCAUCGCGAUCAACACCCUUGCCCACGCCGGCGACAACAUCGUGUCGACCUCCAACCUUUACGGUGGCACCUACAACCAGUUCAAGGUCUUCCUCCCCCGCCUCGGUAUCCAGACCAAAUUUGUCAACGGCGACAAGCCCGAGGACAUUGCCGCUGCCAUUGACGAAAAGACCAAGGCCGUCUAUGUUGAGAGCAUCGGUAACCCCAGGUACAACGUUCCCGACCUCCAGGCCAUUGCCAAGGUUGACAACACUUUCGGUGCCGGUGGUUACUUCAUCCGACCCAUCGAGCAUGGUGCCGACAUCGUGGUCCACUCCGCCACCAAGUGGAUUGGUGGCCACGGCACCACGAUUGGAGGUGUCAUCGUCGACAGCGGCAAGUUUGACUGGGGAAAGAACGGUGCCCGUUUCCCCCAGUUCAUUGAGCCUGCCGAGGGUUACCACGGCCUCAAGUUCUGGGAGACGUUUGGCCCCAUCACCUACAUCAUCCGCGCCCGCGUCGAGAUCCUCCGCGACCUCGGUGCCUGCCUCAGCCCCUUCUCCGCCCAGCAGCUCCUUCUCGGUCUCGAGACCCUCAGCCUGAGGGCCGAGCGCCACGCCCAAAACGCCAUCACCCUCGCCCAGUGGCUCGACAAGAGCCCCUACGUUUCCUGGGUCUCGUACCCGGGCCUCGAGAGCCACCCCUCCCACGAGAAUGCCAAGAAGUACCUCACCCGUGGCUUCGGCGGUGUGCUCAGCUUCGGUGUCAAGGGUGGCGGUGAGGCCGGCAGCAAGAUUGUCGACGGCUUCAAGCUCAUCUCCAACCUUGCCAACGUUGGUGACUCCAAGACUCUUGCCAUCCACCCCUGGAGCACCACCCACGAGCAGCUCUCCGACGAGGAGAAGGUCAACUCCGGUGCGACCGAGGACCUUAUCCGAAUUUCGGUCGGUACCGAGCAUAUUGACGACAUCAUUGCCGACUUUGAGCAGUCGUUCAAGGCCGUGUCCGAGCAGGCUCAGGAUGCCGCCCCUGCCGAGGCCCCCGCCGAGGCCGUAGCUGCGGAGGCCCCUGCUGCCGAAGCCCCUGCUGCCGAAGCCCCUGCCGCGGAGGCCCCUGCCACCGAGGCCCCUGCCAGCGAAGAGGCCCCCAAGGCCGAUGUCGUUGUUCCCAAGACCGAGUAA